UAAUUUGUACUAAACAUCUUUAAAACAGUUGAUCGAAUUUCAACUUUUAGCAUUGGGAAUACCCGUAAUAAUGUUUAGCUUUUCUAAAGCUAAGUCAUCCAUAAGAAACUAUCGAUGAUUUCGGCCACGGCGAACUAUCGAUACUAUCGGGAGGGCCACCACUAUCCAUCCAGGCGUGCAAAAAAAUAACAUUUAAUUUAAACCCAAAAAGAGAGGAUUUUGAGGAUCUGUAGCGUAUUUCAGCAGCAUGCAAGGACACUAGGCCGAGCCACGCCCGGCGAGAUUGCUAUGACGGAGAACACAGAGAAAGCGGCGGGCGUGGAGCCGCCGCAACUGGCGGAGCCUCAGUCAAAUCCUCCAGAACAGGAGUCACUUACUCGGGCCGAGGUUCCGCCAAUCAAGGUGAAGAGCGAGCGACCGGACGCCGAGGUGGAGGCCAAGCUCCGGGCCCUGAAUGCCAAGAUCAAGGCGGAUACACUGGCUCAGCAGCGGAGAAGCAACAGCAAGGAGCAGGGAGACGAAACGGACGGCAGCGAUAGCUCUUCCUCGGAGGAAAACAAGAAGGACAUUGCGCCGGUAAAGUCCUCCAACGAGAUUCUCGCCGAGCUCUUCGGCGUGUUCAACGCUGCGCCUCCGGAGGAACUGCUGGACGACAAGAACCUGCUCAAGAAAAAAAAGAAGGUCAAGAAGGAGAAGAAGGAAAAAAAGGCCAAAAAGAAAAAGGCCUCCAAGUCGGAUGGCGAGUGCAGCGACUCCGAGGCGGAGGGCAAGCACAAGCAUAAGCGCAAGAAGCACAAGCACAAACACAAAGAUGGCAAAAUCAAAGAUAGGGACAAAAGCAAGGAGAAGGAUAAGGCGCCACCAGCACUCCCCGAGAAGGAAACAAAAAAGUCUGAAAGCAGAAAGCGCAGCGCUGCAGAGUCGGUUACCCAGGCGGAGGCCCAUCCCGUCAAGCGGGAGCGGCAUGAUCGGCAUGAUGACAGGGAUCGUGAACGAGACCGUGAAAGGGAGCGUGAAAAGGAGCGCGAAAAGGAACGUGAAAGGGAGCGCGAAAGGGAGCGCGAGAAGGAGCGCGAAAGGGAGCGGGAAAAGGAGCGUGUUCGCUCCCACAACAGCUUCUACAACGGCCACCGGGAAGCGGAACGCUCGAAAGAAUCUGAAGCUAGCAGGACCAAGUCACGACAGGCAGACUUGUCCGAUGUCUCGCUGUCCGACGAGGAGUCCUAUCUGCGCGAAAGGGAAUCGAAUGGUCGCCGACGGCCGCACAACAGCUUUUACGAUGGCAAGGAGGAACAUCCGAAAGUGUCACCUAAGAGGUCACCUAAGCGAAGCGCGCGUGAAUCAACCUCCAGAAGGAAUCGCAGGUCCAGAUCUCGCUCUCGCGAUCUCGGAAUCGAUAAGAACCGCCUGCUCGAGAUUGCCCGAAAGAACGCCAUCAGCAUGUUUAAGCGAGGCACCCUACCCGGCGUGGCUAACAUGACGCCAGAGAUUAAAGACAAGGUGCUGGUCAAGAUGCGCUACGGCGGGCGAACUGUUCAGGAUCUGACUGACUUCUGCAAGAAGAUCUCGAACGGGGACGGACUGUCCGAUCUGAGUUCCGAGGAGGAUUCUGACAUGGAUAAGAAUGGCAACGCGAAAGCUUUCCAUCAUCCCUUUCAGCUGAAAGAGCGGGAACCAAUUGUCAUGCACAUACGAAACUCGACGGCACUAGUUCCCGCUCCCACCCGUGUCGACGACCAAGCAAAAGCCAUAACAAUGCAGUUUCCAGUGUCCUCGGGCCAGACGCAUCGCAAUAAUGAGGUGUGGGUGCCGGUGGAACGCAAGGAUGCGCUGGUGCCGCUGCCCUCCCUGCCGCCGGCAAAACAGGCUACGAAUAUGUUCAAGGAAACGCCAAAGAACGUGUUCGCCAAGUCAAUGCCUCCGCAGGAGCAGCAGCAACCCGCCUUUAAGUCGGUUGGUGGAGCAGUUCUAGUCCCACCAGCAGCUGCAGUUCCGUCUCUCAAUGUUCCUCAACCCGUCCCGCCGCCCAUAUCAAAAGAGCCUGUUCCCCCAACGCCUGCUACUCCAUUUGUACCCGAAGUACCCAUCCCUUCGACGACACCAACAACGCCGGCGCCAAGUGCUUCCAUCUUUCCGGAGGUGACACCGCCCUCCAUGGACGUCUCCAGCAUAAUCACCCAGCGUCUUAGUGCCAUUCGCCGCCUGCAGGACAAUCCGGCCGACUCUGAGGCUCUGAAAAUGAUGUACAAUGCGCAACGCAACAUGUCGUCGUGGGCGAACUCAAAGCACCUGCCCGGUCAAUUCACGGGGAGCACGGGUGCUCAAGUGAUGAAGGCCCACGAGCUGAGCAGCGGUCCGCAGCUGUGGGUGCGCAAGGACCAAUUGACCUCUACCAAGCCGGUGACCGGUGGCAUGGGAAUGGCGCUGCUGCAGAAGAUGGGCUGGAAGCCGGGCGAAGGACUGGGAAGAUGUAAAACAGGAUCUCUGCAACCCCUUCUACUGGACGUGAAGCUGGACAAGCGUGGACUGGUGUCGCGCGAGGACCUAAAGCCGCCACCGUCGCGUCAGUCGGCCGCCCAGCGAAGAAACAAGAAUGCAUCCGGCCCUGUCGGCGGUGGUGGCCCUCCCGGAACGGGUGCGGUUGGAGGUGGGCCGCCUGUAACUGGAGCGGCAGCGCCACUGGUCACCCAGGACAAACAUCCCGUGUGUGUGCUCAACGAACUGACCUCAAAGAACAAGUGGACGCCACCGCAGUACAAGCUGCGCCAGGAUAUCGGCCCCGCGCACAACCGCUCCUUCCUCUUCUCGGUCGAGAUCAACGGGAUGACGUACACGCCGGAAAGAGGGUGCAACAACAAGAAGGAGGCAAAGCUGAACGCCGCCGCGUUAUGUUUGAGAGCUUUAGGGAUCCUUCCGCCUAGUUAGUGACUGAGCUAGGACUAGGCUAAUUUCUAGAUAGUAAAUUAAGUAGAACCACGAAACUGUACAUAUAGGUAGCCAUAAGUGUAAGAUGUAGUAUAAAGUGUUGAACGUUUGCAGAAUGCCUAACUUAUUUAUAACUGUCUGUAAGAAAGAUGGGAUCUUUCAGCCGAUUUUUCGAUCCCUGCCAAGAACAGCAGAAAAUAAAUUUGUAAAUUAACAAAGAGUACUACA
Molecule: messenger RNA, 3153 nt
Organism: Drosophila biarmipes
Lineage: Eukaryota; Metazoa; Arthropoda; Insecta; Diptera; Drosophilidae
Gene: Son
Product: protein Son
Exons: 2
Coding region: 289-2925 (878 amino acids)
Biological process (GO): regulation of mRNA splicing, via spliceosome; regulation of cell cycle
Molecular function (GO): RNA binding
Source: RefSeq, a predicted model, not a curated record